GGGGACCGGAAGUUGUUUUUUCGCCCCCCGCCCAGGGGCCGGAUCGCAUCUUCGUCGGUUUUGGUUCCCGGUCCUGUCAGACGCUCUAGUUCAGCCCGGGGGCUUGGUGGCCCUGGGGUGCGUUCGCCCCGGAACCAGGCUCACUGCAGUAACAGUCUUCGGGAAGCUGAUUGAAUUCCUCGUCUCCUAGCAACGAGGAACGAGAGGCGGACUGAAGGAGCGGCCGUGCAGGCCAAACUGCUCAGGCACUAGCAGGAACCCCUGAGCCCGUCCCAAACGGGAGCCGAAAGUCGGUGCUUGGAAGAAUAAGCAGGAAAUGGCGGACGAGGCGUUGUUUUUGCUUCUGCAUAACGAGAUGGUGUCUGGAGUGUACAAGUCCGCGGAGCAGGGGGAGGUGGAAAAUGGACGCUGUAUUACUAAGCUGGAAAACAUGGGGUUUCGAGUGGGACAAGGAUUGAUAGAAAGGUUUACAAAAGAUACUGCAAGGUUCAAGGAUGAGUUAGAUAUCAUGAAGUUCAUUUGUAAAGAUUUUUGGACUACAGUAUUCAAGAAACAAAUCGACAACCUAAGGACAAAUCAUCAGGGCAUCUAUGUACUUCAGGACAACAAAUUUCGCCUGCUUACUCAAAUGUCUGCAGGAAAACAGUAUUUAGAACAUGCAUCUAAGUAUUUAGCAUUUACAUGUGGCUUAAUCAGAGGUGGCUUAUCAAACUUGGGGAUAAAAAGUAUUGUAACAGCUGAAGUAUCUUCAAUGCCUGCCUGUAAAUUUCAAGUGAUGAUACAGAAGCUGUAGAACUCACUGAAAUGCAAAGCUUCAACAGUGUAAAGAGAUAAAUUAUUCCUAUAUAAAGUAUUGCAAGUACCAAUGAUUUAAUUACAUUGUCAGACAUUUGUAUUAAUAUAAGCUAUUUGCUAACUUAUAUAAUGAAAGAUGCACUCUUAAGCGGGAGUAAGGGUGUAUUUUAUCAAUGUAACACAGACCUUAAAGCAGGUAAAGAGCUAUUUUACCAUAACAUACUUUACUGAAAUUGUUCAGAACGGAAACCUGAUUGCAAAUAACUAGACACCAAUGUAGAACCCUUAUUAAACAUUAUUUGCUUAGAGUGAUUAUGUAUUUAAUCAGAGACUGAAAAGCAAAACUCAGGGUUUGGUAAAUUAGCAUAAAGAAAAGAAUGCACCAAUCAUAAUCUUUUGUGUAAAAAUGAAAAGACUUUGGUUUUAUGAAUUUGUUUUAGUUAUUUAAAAAAGCAAGUAGUACACUAAAUUAAACUUAUUAUUUUAUUGCUUAUAAUUUAUUAAGAAUUUUUAUGCAUGUAUAAGGAUUUCAUUAUAUACAUUAUGUGUCAUUUGUGAUAUGUAUAUCAUAUCUGACUGCCUAAAUUGCUUAAAAGCUUUAUUUCACUUCAGUAGAAUUCAAUUCCUGAGAGCACCAUAAUUGUAAUAAAGUGAAAUCUAGAUAUAAAGUGAGAUACAGAUGUAAAUUCAAUAACUCCAGGGCCAAAGAAUAUUAGGUAUUUUAGGAAGGAAUUUUUAUACUUACUCCUGUUACAGUCUUCACUUUGAAUUUCUCUCUCCUCUUGUGGAAGUGCUGGUGAAUGUUACUUUAUGUUUAUUCCCUUAUUUACUCUUUCUCAAUGGGAGAGGAAAUGGAUUAGUCACACCAACAUUCUUGGUGUGACCCACUAAGAAGACCAUUAUCUUCUCAGUGGGUUGGGGUCAGUGCUCAUCUAGUGUAUCUCUCAUCUCCUCUUCUAUAUGGUGACCACGAAAGGUCAAGCAUGAAGAUGACACACUGAGGAUAGCAGGAUGCACAGAUUGAAGGCACCUGAACUGUGCUUCUGAAUUAACCAAUGCUCAAACUGCUUUACCUUUGGACUUUUUGUUGUAUAAUAAAUUCCUUAUAUUGUUCAAACUA
Molecule: messenger RNA, 1915 nt
Organism: Sus scrofa (pig)
Lineage: Eukaryota; Metazoa; Chordata; Mammalia; Artiodactyla; Suidae
Gene: TRAPPC6B
Product: trafficking protein particle complex subunit 6B
Biological process (GO): endoplasmic reticulum to Golgi vesicle-mediated transport; regulation of GTPase activity
Cellular component (GO): cis-Golgi network; TRAPP complex; trans-Golgi network
Source: RefSeq, a predicted model, not a curated record